Molecule: messenger RNA, 708 nt
Organism: Closterium sp. NIES-65
Lineage: Eukaryota; Viridiplantae; Streptophyta; Zygnematophyceae; Desmidiales; Closteriaceae
Source: the annotation of a GenBank genome assembly
AUGCUAAACGUCCACACCUCGGAGCAGCACGUGCAAGCUACCCAAACUGACAAUGUCUCAACGCCUUUUAUGUCCAUCAACAACCUCCCCAUGCCUUCCCCCACGCCCGCACCGCCCUCAGCCCCUUGCUAUCCCCCACGCCCUAGCCUCGCCCCCUCACCUCUCCCCCUUGGCGCGCACGUGCAGGACUUUGGGUCGCAGAAGCGGCUGGACACGAACGACUCGCUGCGCCUGGCGUCCACGUGGCACGGACUGCACGCCAUCGCCAUGCAGGUCACCACCGCUGCCCAUGGCUGCACCAAGUUCUUCAUAGCCACGGAGGUGGGCUUCACGGGGGCGCCCACGCUGCUCGCCAUCAUCUACGACCUCUACACCGACUAUGUGCUAAAAAACCUCUUCUAUGAGGUGCCCCUCUACACCGACUAUGUGCUCAAAAACCCCUUCUAUGAGGUGCCCCUCUAUAUCGACUAUGUGCUAAAAAACCCCUUCUAUGAGGUGCCCCUCUACACCGGCUAUGUGCUCAAAAACCUCUUCUAUGAGGUGAAGAUGCCCAUCCGAUGCGACCUCUUUGACCUGCACCUGCCCGCUGCCAUCCGCAAGGACUGCUCGCUGCUUGCUACUACUGGGGUGCGUCGUAUCCGGCCGAUCAUAGUGUAUGUGCACAGGCUGGGCGCAAUGUGGCGCUCCCAUGAUCAUUGCACAGUUUAG